GUAAGUCAGACUGCACAGAAGACGGCUCGUUUUGAUUUAAAAAAAAACUGGGUUGUAGGUUGUAGGUUGGAAAGAGGUAUGGUUUGCUGUGUUAGAACUCACUUCACUUGUGAGUUAUUGAUCCCGGAAGUUAUCUGUGAAUAUGUUUCUAACUUUACCGCAGUUACGGUACUGCAGGUUGCUGUGUCUUUAAAAACAAUUCCAAAGUCCAACUAAAGUGUGGAGAGUUCCAAAAUGGAGCCGAGGGAGGCUGUGAAUGCGUUGGCUCAGAAUAAAGUGGCCCUGCUGGUCGGCGGAGCUGCCGUCGUCGUGGCGGCUUUGGGUCUCCGAUAUAAAUACUCACAGAAGCCGGAGAAGCGUAUGCGUGUGGGCGUCGUGUCGCAGCUCCUCGUUCACCCGCUCAAGUCCGGCAAGGCGGUGUCGGUGCCGCUCGCCGAGUGCCUCAAAUUGGGCCUCAAGUGCGGACAGAUGCGGGACCGACACUGGCUGGUGGUGACGGAGGACGGUCACAUGGUGACGGGCCGCCAGCAACCUCGUCUGGUUCUGGUGUCCUUGACCUGCGAGGGAGACCAGGUCUGCCUGAACGGCCCCAACAUGGCGGAGUUGCGUUUCCCUGUCAAGCAGCCUGACAACCCCAUUGUGGACUGCAGAGUGUUUGGGGCUUUCAUUCAGGGUCGGGACUGCGGUGACGAAGCGUCUCGUUGGUUGGUUGGUUGCCUGGAAGCAGGGAAGACCUUUCGCUUGGUGCACUUUGAAGCCCAUAUGCAGGCCAGGAGGGCGGUGGAGAUAGAACCUCUCUUCUCUCAAGAUGAGGAGGUGGUGUACUCCGAUACCGGGCCUGUGAUGCUGCUCUCCGAGCCCUCCGUCAAAGACCUGAGCAAAAAGUUGGACAAGGACGUCACCGUGGAGCGUUUCCGUCCAAACAUCGUCAUCAGCGACUGUGAGGCGUUUGCUGAAGAUUCAUGGGAAGAGAUCCAGAUUGGCAGCGUACGACUGCAGCGUGUAAUGUCAUGCGGGAGGUGUAUUUUCACCACAGUUGACCCACAAACUGGCAUCAUCACCAGGAAAGAACCGUUGGAAACACUGAAAAGCUACCGGCUGUGCAACCCAGACGAGAAGCACAUCUACAAGUCGGCGCCGCUGUUUGGACAGCUGCUCAGCGUGGACAAGACGGGCGUCCUGCAGGUCGGCGACGAGGUGUACAAGAUCAGCCGCUGAAGGGGGCACAUAUCUUCUGCAUAAUUGAAAGCACAUCCAAUAAUGUUGAAGCAAAGGAAGCAAGAAGGUGUUAAAAUAGGAGAAAAAGAUGUCAUUGAAGCUUUUAGCUUGUUGCUGUGUAUUAGAAAUAAUAGGUAUUUUUGAUUAAUAACACAUUGAAUAUAAUAUUGUGUGUCCAUAGUACAGUAGUACAGUACAGUAGUACAGUAGUACCCCGCAUAACGCAAAGCUGCUUUUACGUAAAUUCCACUGAACGUAAAGAAUUUAUGUAAACUUUUUGCAUCGUAUUACGUAAGAAAUUCCAUAUAACGUAAAGCGACUUUUUUUUCAAUCAACUUUAUUAGUGUUGUACAGUGCAUCAAACCAUGGGUAUUGCACGUACGUACGUAACCACAAACUGCCCAAACUUGAAACACCAUAACCAAAGGACAAGCUCAUUUCAUCAGGGGCGUUCAAAGUCCAGACAAAAAAAAAGGCUUAAUUUCACGAAAAAUGUCCAAAUGUUGCACAUCCAUCCAUCCAUCUUCUUUCACUCAUCCGAGGUCAGGUCGCGGAGGCAGCAGCCUAAGCAGGGAAGCCCAGACUUCCCUCUCCCCGGCUACUUCAUCCAGUUCCUCUCGGCGGAUCCCGAGGCGUUCCCAGACCAGUUGGGAGACAUAGUCUCUCCAAUGUGUCCUGGGUCUUCCCCGAGGCCUCUUACCAGUCGGACGUGCCCUGAACACAUCCCCAGGGAGGCGUCCGGGAGGCAUCCUGACCAGAUGCCCAAGCCAACUCAUCUGGCUCCUCUCAAUGCGGACGAGCAGCAGUUCCACUCCAAAUUUCUCCCGGAUCACAGUGCUUCUCACCUUACCUGUAAGACAGAGCCCAGCUACCCUGCAGAGGAAACUCAUUUCGCCCGCUUGUACCCGAGAUAUUGUCCUUUCGGUCACUACCCCAAGCUCCUGACCAUGGGUGUAGCUAUUCCACUAAUACUGGUAUUUCAUUUGAUAACAGUAAGCUGUUUCUUUAAAUAUUCAAUAAACAAAAUAGAUUAAGUGGUCCCCACAGUUUGUCGCCCUCCUUUGAAACAGAUUUCAACUGCGUUUGAAAAGCAGCUCUACAUUUUUUUUUUGUUGAUGUUGGAUUGAAAUUUGACUCCAAAAUGUUCUGAAAUGUUGCACCUUUGCAGUGUUUGGCCGCUGCAUGAGCAUUGACUGGUUUAAUUGUCCUUCAUCACUUCCUCACGGAGCGUAAGUUGUGCUGUGCUGCUACAUUUCUCACCUGGUUGAGAAAGGUCUGAUGUUAGUGCAAAAAAAUAAAAAAGUUUCAUGUUAAAGACAAUAAAAUUAGCCAAAAAAUUAAAAAUUACUCGAUGCCCGAGCCACCUCAACUGGCUCCUCUCUAUGCAAAGGAGCUCUACUCUGAGCCCCUCCCGGAUGACCGAGCUCCUCACCCUAUCUCUUAGGGUGAGUCCAGCCAGAAUUUGAACAUACACUUGCACAUACAGUAUAGAUGCUUUAUAUUUCCUUAAGGUGCUAAGGAGUGCAGGAUGAUUGGUAUUUUUCCUGACUAGACUGUGUUGCUCUAGGGUUUGUUUUAAGGCCCAAAAAAAACCUUUCAACAAACAAAUACCGAAAAAGAAGACACCCGUAUGUUAAUAUCACCAAAGCUAUUUACUACCCUGUGCACAAUGAUUAGUGAGUAUUUUCAGUAUUUUUAUGCAUACCGUAAAUGCUCUAAUUCUAGCCAAGGCAUUUUUCUUCAACCACAAAGAGAACGGGGUGUUAAUUAAAGCAGGCCAUGGUUGGAGAGAGGUUGUUAUUUCCUAAAUGUGAAAACCCUUUAUAUAGCACAAGUGUUUUUUUUACUUUAUAAUGAUUUGGAGUGCAUGAGAAAAUGGAAAGGAAAACAGAUAGGAAAAGGCUUUGACCUGAUUUAUUAACAAGUAUGCAGUAGACGUCCGCUUUUCACUGGUUACGUUCCAAGAUGUGCCGCCAAUGGCGAAAACCCACGACUAAUUGAUACGCUCAUAAAAAUGUCUAUUUCUGCUCGCUCUCUCGUCCUCUCCAAACCCUCCUGCUCGCUUGAUGUUGACGUUCUUCACCGGACUCUCCCCUUCCCUCUUCAAUAUGCCUUAUGAAACACAUUUCAAGUAUGAAACGUAUAGGUACUCACAACUAAUGAAUGUUAAUGUAAGAUGAAUUGCAGUCACAGAGUAGACGUUAUAUUUACGUUUCACUUUUUGCACCUCGCAGCAACUAUGGUUGAAUUCACCGAAAACAGAGGGAUGGUGGGGCCGUGUCUGCCGAAUGUGCAAGGAUUGGCGGUAAUGCACAACGUAGCAGCAACAGAACCAAUGUUGUAAUAGCGGCAGGGUGGAGGGGUGUCACGCUCAGCAGUGACAGUAGCUAGUUGCUGCAGGGGAGCAGCUUGGUGGUUUCUCUGCUUGUUUUGUUUCGCCUUCCCUUCUCAUUUGUCCUUCUCUUUUUCAGGUUACAUGAAGUUGUCCGACAUCCCCAUCAGCAGUGUAGCACAUCAACAGUCACUUGUGCCAAAAUAUCCGAACUGUCCCUUUAAUUGGAGCAUUUAUGGUGCAUCACAACAAGCAAAAUGUAUUGAAAAGAUAGUUUUGGUUCAACAAGCAGCAUGUUUUAGGUCUUUGUGACAUCGCCCACUACUGGCCUGGCAUGAAUAUCACAGUGCUUUUGCUUUGGAUGGGCAUUAUUUUCCUUUUCAUCUGUGCAUCGUCAUGUGCACGUACACAGAAAUAGUAAACGUGAAGACUGACAGCUCAACACAAAUGAGCUCAACCACAAACCCCCGUGAUGAUUUUGUUCCCGGGUCAAGAGACGCCUUGCUCGCUCGCUCUGAAAUUACAGACAAACGCUUCCACUAAUGCUGUUUGGGACGCUUUUACAAGACGGGGCCGUGUUACGAGGUUUGCUGGCAGCUUCCGUUUGCUUGAAAAUAAACAGAUGAGGCGGUCUUACUUGGACUUUAAAAAUAUCGUUCAACAAAAAGAGUCGUUACACUAGUAGAUGCACGCAACUGCUUGUUUUGCAGGAAUAGAAGGAACAGUUUUACAUUUUGGGAUGUUGAGCCGUGCAAAAAUGCCACUGUGAUGUGUGCUACAAAUGAAGCUGUUUCCGCCAUCUGUGCAAAACUAAGCUUCAUUAUGAAACAUACAAAUCGUCACUGUCCAAUAGGGCAAACGGUGCAAUGGUACAGGUAACCCACAGUAUGGUCUGUACGUCGUUUAUUGGCCCAGAAUUUCGGUUCUGUUUUGGUGCGUAAAGAAAACAACUAGAAGGGUGUAUUGUCCCGUGCAGGACGACACGAAGGGUCCGGUAUUGUAACGUGUACCGUUGCGUCCCUCCUGUCCACAAUGAAACUCAUGAAUGGAGUGGAUGGAGAUGGAUGAAGAUACAGUAGACCCCCGCUUUUCGGGUAACACCCUGGGACCACCAGCGAAUGGUGAAAGACUGCAAGUCAUUGAUAUGGCCAUGAAAAGGUCUCUUUUUUGACCCCCCAAACCCUCCUGCUCGCUUGACAUUGACAUUCUGCUCCAAUUUCAGAUCAACAUUUGCAAAAAAAGUGACGUUGUAGUUAUUAGAUUAAAUUCAGCUCCAGAACCCUCCCCUGCUCUCUUUAAUUGCCAUUGUUCACUCAGGACACAAUCCAGGUUUAAUUGGCCGCGAUCGGCCAAUACCGA
Dunckerocampus dactyliophorus (ringed pipefish) is the source of this 4909-nucleotide messenger RNA. It is a transcript of the gene marc1, whose product is annotated as mitochondrial amidoxime reducing component 1. The record is from RefSeq and is a predicted model, not a curated record. Bases 235 to 1218 code for a protein of 327 amino acids. NCBI's taxonomy places the organism in Eukaryota, Metazoa, Chordata, Actinopteri, Syngnathiformes, Syngnathidae. Gene Ontology annotation, biological process: nitrate metabolic process. Gene Ontology annotation, cellular component: mitochondrial inner membrane. The transcript has 7 exons. Gene Ontology annotation, molecular function: molybdopterin cofactor binding; molybdenum ion binding; nitrate reductase activity.